Microstroma glucosiphilum is the source of this 958-nucleotide messenger RNA. RefSeq lists its product as hypothetical. The coding region runs from base 106 to 870 and encodes 254 amino acids. The record is from RefSeq and is a predicted model, not a curated record. The transcript has a single exon. Gene Ontology annotation, biological process: autophagosome assembly; autophagy. Gene Ontology annotation, cellular component: phagophore assembly site. NCBI's taxonomy places the organism in Eukaryota, Fungi, Basidiomycota, Exobasidiomycetes, Microstromatales, Microstromataceae.
CUCGAAGCAUCCAAGAUGUGCUGAGCAACGCAAGACUCAGCCGGCAUUACUCGGCCAUCCACCUGCCUCGCCGACACCCUCCACCCCCGCCCCGGCUUAACCAUCAUGACCUCCGGAGGUAUGCCGCCAAGUGCACCCACGACCUUCCACCUUCCCAGUCCCAUUCGCACCAGCACCGCUUCGCAGCUUCGUCAAGCAGUGAUCCUCGUCCUCCACUCCAUCCUCUUCCACCGCGUCUAUGGCACUCUCAAACCAGCCAGUGUCCUCUACCUAACCACCGAGUUCCCAGUGGUACCCGAAAAGGGAGUGGUGCAGGUCGUGAGGAGCAAGGCGGAUGAGAUGGUCAAGAGGGUGCUCAGCGGCGCAGCGGCUUCAAGUACAGAGCUCGUCGUAUCGCUCUACGACCCAGCAGCCUUGUCCACAGGACCUGCAGGCCCUUCCCAGCAACGGACGGAAGCUGGAGGCGCUUAUCGGUACGGCUGGCUUGCGCAGGCCUUCGCAAGCGGGAUCGGCGGACCAAGCGUAGAACAUCCCAGCGGUGCUCCUCAUAGCGAGGCCUCCACCUCCCUACCCAUUGUGCCCGAUCUGGGCUCUUUCAAAUCUGCAGAGGAACACGGCGAGCCAUUCGAGACAUGGAGGAUCUCCUUCCAGCUGAUCAAGACGAGGAGAAGGAGCUCAGUCAGAGCAGGUGGGGGAGUUGAGCUUGAUCCAGCUGGGAACGUAGACGCAGACGCACAAGUGGAAGAGCAGCUCGUUGAAUUCCUGGAACAGAUGCUGCGCUUCGUUGAUGAGCAGAGGGACCAUGUUCCCGCGCUGCCGUCGUCGGAAUUGUGCCCGUUCCCCAUCGUCAUCGAUGUCGGCCACAAGUGACCAGUGAAAACGACAAGGGAGCUUAGAGGACCGAGCGAGUAGCAUCAGCUUGGUGUCGUGUACGCUGUAGAUCUGACAAUCAGACGCG